Molecule: messenger RNA, 2178 nt
Organism: Macrobrachium nipponense
Lineage: Eukaryota; Metazoa; Arthropoda; Malacostraca; Decapoda; Palaemonidae
Product: mitochondrial tRNA-specific 2-thiouridylase 1-like
Exons: 8
Coding region: 540-1820 (426 amino acids)
Biological process (GO): tRNA wobble position uridine thiolation
Cellular component (GO): mitochondrion
Molecular function (GO): sulfurtransferase activity
Source: RefSeq, a predicted model, not a curated record
UCUACUUUUGUCCGAAAUUUGUCGUCAUCUUCCACCGAGUUCCACGGUACCUAUCAUCUCAUCCACCUCCAACUUUCGCCGCUCCCUUCAAAGUUUUUAAAGUGAACCAAUUUUUAAAUUUACAAAUCAGGCUUAAAGUUAAGUUGGCUACACUUCGUAACAGGUGUAACUUACAUAACUGUUGAAUAAGCUAACCAAGUUUUGGAACUUACCGUGUGAUAAAUUGCCUGUACAUCGGCACUCCAUACUUUUUCUUUCUGAUGACGAUUGACGAUUCCACUCUAUCAGUUCAUUAUGGAGGAAAAACUACCAUUAAGAUUACGUGAUUCGUAGCAUGACCAUUUCAAGUGUCAUAGCCCAACGCAAGUGGGAGACCCACAUGAAUUAUAGAGUGCAAUGUAAAGGCUAAGCUCAGCCCGGGUCUAACAGGGCUUUCCAGAGGUUACCUACUUGUUUCAUGAAAAAAAGCCAACAAGGGCAAAAUCAACUUGAUACCUAAUUUGCCUAGUAAUUACAACUAACUACCAGGAGUUUAAGCAAUGGCUCGUAUGUUGAAAUUCCAGCGUGUCGUCCUUGGUAUUUCGGGUGGCGUGGAUAGUGCGGUGUCUGCAUUAUUGCUUAAGAGAAAAGGUUAUGAGGUCAUUGGUGUUUUCAUGCGUAACUGGGAUAUCAAAGAUGAAAAAGGUCACUGCCAGAAUGAUGUAGAUGCUGAAGAUGCUGAAUGGAUAUGUCGCCGUCUUGAUAUUCCAUUUCAAGAAGUAAAUUUUGUUAAAGAAUAUUGGAAUGAUGUAUUUACGUACAUGCUUGAAGAGUAUAAGGCAGGUUUUACACCAAAUCCUGAUAUAUUAUGCAACAAGAACAUGAAGUUUUCAACAUUUCUUCAGUAUGCACAAGAUGUACACUCUACAGAAGUUAUUGCUACUGGACAUUAUGCUCGAAACUCUUUUGGAGAAGAUCUUGAGUAUUAUGACCCAAAUACUGGUGCAAGGUUACUUCAAGGAAUAGACAGGUGGAAAGAUCAGACUUUUUACCUAAGUCAGAUACCACAAAAAUCACUUCAACAAACUAUGUUUCCUUUAGGAGAUUAUACGAAAGAUGUUGUUCGAAAGAUUGCUGAAAAUGCUAAGCUUGAUCGAGUUGCUCACAAAAAGGAUUCUACUGGCAUCUGCUUCAUUGGUACAAGAAAUUUCCAAAAUUUCAUAUCUGAGUAUAUAGAAGAUAAACCAGGUGACUUUGUAGACCUUGACACAAAGGAGGUAGUUGGGCAUCAUCAGGGUAUUCACCAGUGGACAUUAGGUCAACGAUGCCUUCUCCCAGGCAUGAAGAAAGCCUACUAUGUUGCAGAAAAAGAUAAGGAUUCCAGUCGUAUAUUUGUUGUUGCAGGAUCUGACCAUCCAGCUUUGUAUUCUUCAACUCUUUUUACGGAACCAUUUUAUUGGAUUUCUGGUCCACCAACCCAGCUCUUCACAGAGGGGCAGUUUGAAUGCAUGUUUAGAUUUCAACAUACACAUCCUCUUGUCCCAUGUGUAAUCACAACGCAUACAAACAACCCAUGGCAUCGUUCACCAACAUCAAAUAACAUGGUGAUAAGUUUGGCAGAACCAUUACGUGCUAUAACUCCGGGGCAGUUUGCAGUCCUUUAUAGUGGUGACGAAUGCUUGGGGUCAUCUCGCAUCAUAAGGCCAGGCCCAUCUCUAUACACUCUUAACAUUAAUGAUUGUAGAACACGUAUAUUAAAAGAAAGGGAAGAGAAAAAGUCCUUGGUCUGUACUCAGAAAUUAAAAGUAAAAACUAAAAAGCCAGAAAGUUUGGAUGAAUGACUGAAUUGGAGAUCAAAGGUGAAUUUACAAAAUUAUUUUAAAAUAAAUUUCAACUUUUAUUUAAAGUUAUUAAAAACUACUGUAAAGUGCCAGUAAUUUUACUUGGUUUUAAAUACCUAACCAGGUUUUUGCAUAAGUAAAAAAGGAAUUUGAACUGAAUAGAUUCUUAUUAAAGGAUCUUACUUAGCAGUUUAAUUUCAUAUUAAUCAGUAAAGCAUACAGAUUUCUUCAUUGUUAAGAAUUUCUUACAAGUGACAAGAAAUUGUGGCAAUGUUUGUACAGUAAUAAGUCUUACACUAUUCAGUGUUAGUUUUACUUUGUAAAAAAAAAACUAUUUACUAAUAAAUUAUUUUGUUUA